UAAAUUAGCAACUAGUAAUAGCCUUGUGCCUAGCCUUGUGUGUUAAAUACGAUAAGCAAUAAUUGGCAUCUGCGUUAAUGCACAAUCAACGGAUAUCGGCAACGUCAAAAUGGAUCUGCUUGACUCAAUACUUAACUCAAUGGAUGCUCCGCCAACCACAAAUGAACAGCAAAAGACGCUGAUCAAAAAACAGCGGGAAAUGGUGGAGCGGAUGCAAAACAAGCAAAAGGAGGAGCUGUUGCGAUUUCGAAAGUACGUCGAGGAGAGGAUGGGACGAUUUGCUAAGGAUGAUCGCACAUACAUUGAGUUCCAGCCGUUGGACAAGGUGCAUCGUUCAGUUAUACACGAAAUAGCGGAAAAUGGUGGUUUCAUAGCAAUGAGCUUUGGCCGCGAGGACGAGGACCGGCACUCGGUAGUCUACAAGAAAGAACACCCGCCCAGCGAGGACGAGGUAACAGCCCGUCGUAACGGCGAAGGCUGGAGCAAGGACAUAGCCAAAGAAUACUGUGAGCGGCGGAAAGAGCGCCUAGCUCAUGAGCAAAGUCUGAUCGAUAAGCAAUCCACGUCUGAAGCGGGCUCCAGCGCAGCUCACAGCUCCAGCACGGACGCAAGCGCUGAAGUGAAACCAACUACCAAUUAUAAAACAAAAUAUGCCCACCUUAUCGGCGAAUCGGCGGCCCUGCAAGCGGCCCGCAAAACAGAAACAAAUAUAAGCUACGGCUUUGUGCCCAGUAAGAAUAAAAAGGACAUGCGGUCCAUUGAGCAGACUCUGGCCGACAUACAGGCCAAGAAGCGUUUGAAAUUGCAACUGCAACAGCAGGAACAGGAGCAGGAGCACGAACUGACAGCGUCGCAUGCAGAGGAGAAUCAUGAUGCAGAACAGCGAUAAAAAUAGUUUUUGCGGAAAGUAGUAAUAAGAUAAUGUAUGUAUGUUUUGUUAGAUAUUCACAGUUAAUCUGAUGAGAUGUUGGGCAUACACGAAUAUGUUCACAAAUAUGUAUCUGAAAGCAAUUCAAAUUGUUGGCCAGUUAAGAACAUUAGCUGCGGAUUUUUUAAAAAAAAGUUAUAUCAACUGCAGUGUCCAAUGAGCAAUUUCUAUUUAUAUAAUAAAACAUAAAAUGUUAGUCGAUAGCAACAAAACUAAAGUGCUGUUUAUUAAAUGCCAAUUUUUAAACUAAAAAUGACCGAAAUACUACUGAAACACGCCCGUUUGAUAAGUAUUUUUUUAAAACUCACUAAAAUUUACCAAUUUUAGAAGUGAAAACGACACCACGUGGAUGUGGCUCAUAGCGUGGUUGGAAACAGCAAAGAAAUGUUCAUAAAAGUUUUUUAUUAUACCCUGAACCUAUUGAAAAUGGGUAAAAAGGAUAUCUUUUAUAACCUUCAAUAAUUGGCUGUAGCAAUUACAUUGCAACAAGACACAUGGGAAUUGUGAUGUCUUCCAUUUUAAUGAAGCAAUUAAAAAGCUAAGACUUUGCACAUCUGGCAAGUUUGAGAUUACGUCCAAUGGAGUACCUACGUGUUGGCCAAGUAGGACCGGGUUAUUCUUUUCUACCUGAAGGAUGCUGCACUCGGAUAAAAAGAAACAACUCCAAGAUGCCAAAUAGACCUGAACCCCAGUGAAUUCAGCAUUUACUUGUAGGGCUUCUAAUACCGUGUUGCGUCUGGAAAAUAUGCUGUUUCUAAUAGAGUGAAGCAACUCCCAGAAUCAUAAUGGAUCUGAACUCAAUGUAAGAAUAUGCUACCGAUCCCACACAUAAUACAUAACCAAUUAGAAUGAUGAUAACUUUGAUAGGGACAUCUGAUGUCUAUGAUUGAUUUAUCGCUUUUUAUAAAACUGAUACAAAACAAAGCAGAUAUUAUGAUGUACUUGGUUUUUGCAAUGCUUAACAAAUUAUUUUAUUUCUUUUAGGAAUCUACUUGUCGGUCUACUAAUACCGUGUUGUGCCUGGAAUGGACUUGAACUCUAUGAGCACACAUCCAGUGGAACACCUAAAAGUCUGUCCAAUUGACCUCAGAGAAAAAAAUGAACAUGUUUAAGGAACAUAUAGAUAUAGAUAUGUUCUGGGAGUAUUGUUUGAUUAUUAAGAUGUGCACUAUAUUUAAAUGAUAUAUGUUAUUAGAUGCAUUUUUGGCAAAUAAUAGUGUUUUCUUUGAGUAAAAUACUGAAAAUAUAAA
Molecule: messenger RNA, 2178 nt
Organism: Drosophila montana
Lineage: Eukaryota; Metazoa; Arthropoda; Insecta; Diptera; Drosophilidae
Product: sperm-associated antigen 7
Exons: 5
Coding region: 110-889 (259 amino acids)
Molecular function (GO): nucleic acid binding
Source: RefSeq, a predicted model, not a curated record